This is a messenger RNA of Aspergillus oryzae RIB40, 525 nucleotides long. Its product is annotated as glutathione S-transferase family protein. NCBI's taxonomy places the organism in Eukaryota, Fungi, Ascomycota, Eurotiomycetes, Eurotiales, Aspergillaceae. The record is from RefSeq and is a predicted model, not a curated record. The transcript is spliced from 2 exons. Gene Ontology annotation, molecular function: glutathione transferase activity. Bases 1 to 525 code for a protein of 174 amino acids. Gene Ontology annotation, cellular component: cytoplasm.
AUGCUUUACUACGAAUUCGACGACCUCCUCCCCGCGAACUCUUCCCAAAAGCUUCUCGACCUCUACCCAACCAGCCUCCGUAGCGAAAUCGACACUUCAAAUGAGUGGAUCUACAACGAUGUCAACAACGGUGUCUACAAGUCCGGCUUCGCAACCACACAAGAAGCCUACCAGAAGAACGUGACAACGCUCUUCUCCUCCCUCGACAAGAUCGAAGCCCACCUUCAGAGCAAUGCCUCGCCGUACUUCUUCGGUUCAGCGCUCACCGAAGCGGAUAUCAGGCUUUUUACGACCAUCGUGCGGUUUGACCCUGUGUCCGGGUAUCCCGCUAUUCAUCGCUGGUUGAGGAAUUUGUAUUGGGACAUUCCGGCGUUCCGGGAGACGACGGAGUUCGAGCAUAUCAAGUUCCAUUAUACGAAGAGUCAUACGCAGAUUAAUCAGUUCGCGAUUACGCCUGUUGGGCCGGUGCCGGAUAUCUUGCCAAAGGAUGAAGAGGUUAGGGCUGCUGCUGCUGUGAAGAAAUAG